AUGGCCGCACCUCCAGCAGUACCAGCACCAGCUGCAGCUGCUCCUCCGACCCCUGCAGCUCUGCCUUUUACCACUGGUCCGGAUUGCCACGAUCGCGCCUAUCAGACAAAUCGAACUACACCUUGUAGCGAUCGUCCUGGCCACUCUCACUGGCGAAAACACUAUUGUACUCACAUCAACACAUACCAUGAUCGGAACUACAGAGUGUGUGGCGCUUGCUCUGAUAACACGGAUGCUCAACCGUGGGCACAGCAAGGCCACAUCGAUAUCAUGCAAAUUGGAUUCCCAGGGAACAAUCCUUUCACUCCACCCGCACCAGGAGCAGCUGGAGGCUUUCCAUGGCCGGCAGGGACGAAAGGGACCUGGACUGGCUUCUUGACGAGGCUUUGCAAACAAUGUGAAUGCCUUGAACAACAAAAGCUAUGGGAGUUUGUCAACCAGACCCCGGGUCAAUAUUAUCGAAACUGGCGUCGCAACAAUACACCAACAUAUGCGGACUGGCGCGAACCUGGAGACUUUCCUCGCAACAAGUGUACUUGUCUCUUCAAGCUUGGCACUACAGGCCCUGCUCCUGGCCUAGGAGGCCUGGAGGAUCCAAGAAUGUGUAUAAGGCAUCGUAUGAGACGGUGGAACAAUAUAAUCGCGAACAGAGAUCGAAACGACCGGUGGCUCCGCUCUAUUGCCAUUGACAAGAACACGCAAGAGCUCUGUACUGCUAGUCCGAGGAGACUGAGUAGUAGGGACUGCAAAAGUACUCAAGCGUAUCGUGCUUGCCGAUGCGGAUCCGAAGUUGAAACCCCGAUACAGCCCGCAUCAGCUGUUGCGGGUGGUGCGGAAGUAUGGCAAUGCAUGGGCUGCGAGAAUCUGGUCCACGUAGUCGACCCUGGCGGUCCUUCAUCGCAGUAUCAAGGUCCUUAUGAUGUCGAUAACCUCAGAGAAACGGCCGAGCGUGCUUGCAAAAAGUCGCGGAGUCGAGGAGAUGUCAGCUUACGCCGCGAGAAACUCGAGCGUAAGGUUUAG
Molecule: messenger RNA, 1020 nt
Organism: Fulvia fulva
Lineage: Eukaryota; Fungi; Ascomycota; Dothideomycetes; Mycosphaerellales; Mycosphaerellaceae
Exons: 3
Coding region: 1-1020 (339 amino acids)
Source: RefSeq, a predicted model, not a curated record